AUGCCUCCCUAUAGGGGAAAACCUUUGAAACUCUACAUAUCAGCAUUAGAGAAAUCCAUUAGGAGUUUGCUGGCUCAGAAUAAUGGAGGAAAAGAACAAGCAGUAUACUAUCUCAGUAGAAUUCUUACUGGGGUAGAAACAAGAUAUAUUCAAGUGGAGAAGUUAUGUUUAACCUUGUAUUUUACUACCAGUAAGCUGAGGCAUUACACAAUGCCUUGCUAUACUCACAUAAUUGUUAAGACUGAUGUAAUCAAAUACAUAUUGUCCAAACCCAUGCUGAUAGGAAGAAUUGAGAAAUGGAUUCUAGCCCUCUCAAAAUUUAGUUUCCAAUAUGUGUCUCAAAAGGCGGUGAAAGGGCAAGCAAUUGCAGACUUUCUGACAGUACACCAAGAACCUGAAGAAGAGUUGAUCAAUAUUCUUGAAACUCUGAAAGUUGCAAGUAUUUGGUUUCCACUGAGAGAAGGAAAUUUAGGCAAGGAAGUUUGGAUCCAGCAAGAGAUAAAAAGAUUAUCCAGCUUAUGGAUCACUCCAUGGAAGCUAUAUUUUGAUGGAUCAUGCACACAGCAAGCUACAGGUUCAGGGAUAGUCAUUGUCAGCCUACAGGGGGCUUACCAUUCUUAUUCAUUUCUCUUGGAUUAUGACGAUAUAACCAAAAACAUACUAGAAUAUGAAGCACUAAUCAUUGGCUUAGAAAUCUUGAUAGAAUUAAGGCAGGAGAAAAAGAGGUAUUUGGAGAUUAAGAGUUAA
Molecule: messenger RNA, 747 nt
Organism: Malus domestica (apple)
Lineage: Eukaryota; Viridiplantae; Streptophyta; Magnoliopsida; Rosales; Rosaceae
Molecular function (GO): nucleic acid binding
Source: RefSeq, a predicted model, not a curated record